AUGAACAUAAAUACUACCAGCAACACCAACACCAAUAACUGUCUCGCAAAGAUUGACACCAGAAAGAUUGCUAGUGACAAACACUUAAAGUGUAAAUCCGAAGAAAAACCAGCGCCUGCUUUUGGCUUCAAAUGUGAAGUUUGCGAAAAACCCUUUGACCGUCGGUACAAUUUGAGCUCUCACAUGCGUACACACACAAACGAGCGACCAUUUGCAUGCCGCCACCCUGGCUGCACCUGGAAGUUUGCACGGACCCAUGAUCUCAAACGUCACUCUGGACAGCACUCUGAUUUCAAACCACACGCCUGCCCUAGCUGUCCAAAGAGAUUUGCGCGUGGAGAUGCUCUCAAGAGACAUUGGAAGGUUGAUAAGAUUUGCAAGCAACCAGCCAGUAUGAUCAAGAAGAGAAAGUAA
Molecule: messenger RNA, 414 nt
Organism: Phycomyces blakesleeanus NRRL 1555(-)
Lineage: Eukaryota; Fungi; Mucoromycota; Mucoromycetes; Mucorales; Phycomycetaceae
Product: C2H2-type zinc finger transcription factor
Exons: 1
Coding region: 1-414 (137 amino acids)
Biological process (GO): regulation of transcription by RNA polymerase II
Cellular component (GO): nucleus
Molecular function (GO): DNA-binding transcription factor activity, RNA polymerase II-specific; RNA polymerase II cis-regulatory region sequence-specific DNA binding
Source: RefSeq, a predicted model, not a curated record